Messenger RNA from Klebsormidium nitens, 1756 nucleotides. Lineage: Eukaryota; Viridiplantae; Streptophyta; Klebsormidiophyceae; Klebsormidiales; Klebsormidiaceae. The record is from the annotation of a GenBank genome assembly.
UCGGACCCUGCGAUUAAGCAAUUGCACGCGCGAGCGCGCCCACCGCGCCUGCAAACCGGAGCUUCAGCUGCAUGGGAAUUUUGCCAUUCGAACCGCAGCUGGUAUCCAAGCUUCUGCUGUGCCCAGGCGCUAGCAUGGUUUACUCUCUUGCAUUGGAAUCUGCCUCUGUCUCUGCAACGUGUCUUCUACCUGGGACACUUGUUGAGGCUUCCAGAGAGGGGAGGCGCCGGAGGCCAAUUCAAGCACGGAAACUCGCAAAUUCUCACCCUGUUUCGAUUUCCCAAGGCAACUCAAACACUUCAACUUUAAGAAAGGGACAGCAUUGCACGCUCGACACCAGUACGGCUCUCCACUCUCUGCAUUGUGCGUUUUCUGCCUACACAGCCGGGCCCCUCGUGCACACACCUUCUUCUCAAUCAAAGGGCUCAAUCAAAGCUACAAGCAGGAUCAGGAUGACCUCGAUUCCCCGAGCAUCAGCAGGACAAUCAGAGCAGCGGACGGCCUCCCAAACAAAGCUGAGGCUGCAAGAUUUCCUCGAGAAGGAGGUUCAUGGUCUGGAAGGUGGGAAAGAGCUUGCUGCCGUGUUUCUGGCGGUGCAAGAGGCUUGCAAGGGGAUUGCUGAGCGGCUAAGCCACCUGGGGAUCGAUGACGGGCCAGCUUUGACAGGAGGAGGAGAGAGCGGCGCCAGUGCGAGCGGAAGAGAUGUGGCGAAGCCGAUGGACAUAGUGGCGAACGACCUGCUCAAAGACGCCUUGCUUCGGACGGGCUGUGUCGCCGUCCUUGCGUCUGAAGAAGAUGAGGAGCCUGUUGUAGGCAGCGAGGGGGGCAAGUUUGUGGUGGCGUUUGACCCCCUGGACGGGAGUAGAAACAUUGAUGCGGGAAUUCCUACAGGCACCAUUUUCGGCAUUCACAGAGUGAAGCCCAGCUGCGCUGCAGCCUCAAGCCCCGAGUGGUGUCAAGAGCAGGCCCUGCAGCCAGGCCGGGAUCUCCUAGCAGCCGGCUAUGCGCUAUACUCCUCAGCCACGAUGCUGGUCAUCAGCGUCGGACAUGGGGCCCACGGAUUUACCCUUAAUCGGAGAUUGGGCGAGUGGGUUCUAACGCACCCGGACAUGAAGGUGCCACGCCGAGGCCAAAUCUACUCCCUCAACGACGCCCGCUACUUCGACUGGCCCGCCGGCCUCCAAAGAUACAUCGACACUGUUCGUCAAGGCAAGGGCCAGAGCGGAAAACAGUACUCCGCUCGCUACGUCUGCUCCCUAGUUGCGGACCUCCACCGGACGCUUUUGUACGGCGGGUGGGCCGGUAACCCGCGGAGCCACCUGCGGCUGCUGUACGAGGCGAAUCCGCUCAGCUUCGUGGCGGAACAGGCGGGCGGAAAGGGGUCCGACGGAAAGCGAGAUAUCUUGGAUAUCGUGCCUUCGGCUCUGCAUCAACGGCUGCCGUUCUUCGUGGGCAGUGUGGAGGAUAUUGAGGAGCUGGUUGGGUAUGGGGACGUGCAGCAAGGGAAGAAUCCAGGGUAUACGGUCUGAUAUGAUCGUUGAGUUUGUUGUGCACUUGCGAGUUCACAAACUGCCGCGUUUUGCUAGAAUGACGUUGAGAAGUACCUAAAACAAGCCUCGGUGGUGGAAGAGUGAGUUGGGACCUUCUGAUUGGUUGGAUCUACAUGUACAAUAUAUGAUAGGCCCUCCGGAUACACUGUUUUAUGCUAUUCUUAUCUAUGCCAUCCACAGCAGCGGCCGGGUGCAUCCAACCGAGC